AUGACCAUUCUAAUUAUCCAUUCCACUCUCCUUCCAGCACCACGUCCGCUAUUAGCGAACGGUGGUCUGGUUUCAACGACGUCGCCGUCCGCACCUGCGCACAAAACUAAAACAUCUACCAGUCGAUCGCCUUCCUCGUCGUCAGCAUCCUCCAAGUCCUCCGCAUCCGGUUCAUCAAGAUCUCGAUCUCGAUCGCCAAUUUCUCGUCGUUCACGAUCGUCAACGCCUGAUAAACCGCCAACACCAUCAUCGUCGACACCUCCUGUCUCGAUCAAUAAUUCCAAUGUAUCAUCAUCAUCAUUGCUACAACAACAAGCAGCUGCAGCAGCUGCAUUGUUCUCUAGCGGUUCACUCAGUUCCCUGUUACCAAUGUAUAGUAUGGGUCUUUUCCCAAUUCCUCCUCCGCCUCUACCGCCACCGAUAUUGCCAGCAGUGAAUUUCUCAUCUGAACAAAUUGCUCGUGUUUGUGAAACAUUAGAAGAAAAUGGUGAUAUUGAUCGUUUAGGAAGAUUCCUUUGGUCGUUACAAGUUGCACCAGGUUCAGCGAAUCUUUUAGUACAACACGAAAGCAUUUUACGCGCCCGUGCACUCGUCGCAUUUCAUUUGGGCAAUUAUCGCGAACUGUAUCAUUUAUUAGAAAAUCAUAAAUAUACGCGUGAUUCACAUGCGAAAUUGCAAGCCAUGUGGAUGGAAGCACACUAUCAAGAAGCAGAAAAACUACGUGGAAGACCACUAGGACCAGUCGAUAAAUAUCGUGUUCGCAAGAAGUAUCCUCUACCACGUACGAUAUGGGAUGGCGAACAAAAGACUCAUUGCUUUAAAGAACGAACACGUUCAUUACUAAGAGAAUGGUAUUUGCAAGAUCCAUAUCCAAAUCCAGCCAAAAAACGUGAACUUGCACAAGCUACAGGAUUAACGCCAACACAACUCAAGCAAAGAAUCGAUCCAUAUCCAAAUCCAGCCAAAAAACGUGAACUUGCACAAGCUACAGGAUUAACGCCAACACAAGUAGGCAAUUGGUUCAAAAAUCGACGUCAGCGUGAUCGUGCAGCUCAAGCAAAGAAUCGACAACAAUACGGUUUAGGUGCCGGCAGUUACUCUCCUCCGUCGUCACCUGAUUCUUCAACGACGUGA
This is a messenger RNA of Adineta ricciae, 1134 nucleotides long. Lineage: Eukaryota; Metazoa; Rotifera; Eurotatoria; Adinetida; Adinetidae. The record is from the annotation of a GenBank genome assembly.